UGGAGGGAAGUUUUGGACCAAAGAAAAAGAUUUUUGUAAACAGGUGAACUUCUCGAUGACAUUCAUACAGGAAGUUGGUGUGGUAGAGGAGUUGGCUCCUGCAGCAAAGCAGCAGAGCAGUUUUUCUCAUGCUGUUGUUUGCCAGAUGAUGUUUUUUUGCAAGACAGGAUACAAGAGAGGCGAACAGACAGAACGAGAAACGAGCUUAGCUCAACAAUUUCACCAAAGAGAGGUAGUAAAUCAAGAGGAACAGAGGUUACGCCUCAUGUGGAGGUAGAUUAAAAAACAGCAUCGAGAGAAGUUUAUCUGCGCUCUGAAAUUCAACGAUGGGCACCGAGGAGAAAGACUCAGAGCUGGAAGUGCAGCCGCCAUCGAAGGAGCAGGGACCUUCUGAGAAAGAAAAAGAGUCUCCUGUCGAGCAUCCUCAGACGUCUGAGACCACCGACCCCCUCAACACGUACAAGUGGCACACGGGCUCCAAGGGGACGCUGAACGAUAAAGAAGAUGGAGACGGAGGAACGACUUCCUCCACGUCCCCCAUCGACAGGAUUCAGAAGGCUUCCAGCAACAAGUGGAGCAAGAUGCAAAACUGGCGCAAGGCCCUGAGCGAGGACCCCGGAGACAAGAACAGCUCAUCCAGCGGGAAAACUGCAGAGGCACCCAAGCCUGAGAGAGGGGCAGGGGGAACCAGGAAGAACCCGUUCAGAAGGGCCCUGUCUGAGCCUCCAGGGUCUCUUUUUGCAGCUCUGACCCCUUCCUCCAGCUCAGCCAACGCAGCUCCAUCCUCAUCGUCAGCAGCUGCCGAAGCAUCAGGGGGAUCCUCUGCUGACCCCUCACAGAAAGGAGGCGGGGGCGCCAUCUUCAAAAAGUACCUGUGGAAUGUGACCCAGAAGCUGAAGAGGCCCAGGCUGCAGAGCCGCAACAGUGCUCAGACUUUACUUCCAGACGUGGGAGAGGCUGAAGUGACGCCAGCUACACCCACUGAACUUCCACGACUACAAUGGGCCCCGCCUCAGGAGGUCCCAAUAUGGGACAUCUGCAACUGUGUCCUCGAAGACGGACAAAUCCUCAUUUCCCAGGAGGACGAGCCCAUGACGUGGAUCAGAAACCGUGUCAGCAGCUGCUUGUCCAACCUCAGCAUGCAGAACCUCACCGAUCUCGACACAGGUGAUAAAUUCUGAGAACACACACUGCUUUGGCUGCUCAUCUGCUGCCGAACGAGACCGUUGGAUUGAAGAUCUGAGGCGAGCGGCCCAGCCCAAUAAAGAUAAUGUGGAGCGGAUAGAGAACUCCUUGAGUCUGUGGGUCAACGAGGCGAAGGACCUGCUACCCAAACGGCGGUAUUACUGCGAGGUUCACCUGGACGGGACCCUGUUCGCCCGCACCAGCAGCCGAGCCAUUGGAAAGCCGGCUAACCGCUCCAGCCUGGCUGGGGAUAACUCCGCGGGGUCUUCAGGAGGCCUGGGAGCUGGCGGAGGUGUGGGUGGAGGGUGUCAGCUGUUCUGGGGGGAAUUCUUCGAGCUCGACAACCUGCCAUCAGUCUCCCAAAUCAGCCUGCACCUUUUCCGUGAAGAAGACACCAAAAAGAAGCGCCACUCCCGGGAAGAGCUGAACCUGCACCCGCUGGGCAGCGUGGAAAUCCCCCUGGCCGAUAUCCGAGGGAGGACCUUCCAGGAGAAGUGGUACCCCAUCGCUCCAUUCAAGGCCGCAGGUGCAGCGGGGAGCAAGGAGCUGCUGGGGCCACAGGCCUCGCUCCGCAUCAAGGCCCGCUUCCAGAACCUGAAAGUUCUGCCCAUGGAGAAGUACAAGGAGUUUGCAGAAUACGUGACGGUGGAUUACAUAGAAAUGUGCAGAAACCUGGAGCCUCUUCUGAAUGUGAAGGAGAAGGAAGAGCUGGCUGGAGCUCUGGUCCACGUGCUCCAGAGUAUCGGCAAAGCCAAGGAGUUCCUGAUCGAUCUGGGCGGUGCAGAAGUGGAAAAGUUCGGGGAGAAGGAAGCUCUGAUCUUCAGAGAGAACACGUUGGCCACUAAAGCCAUAGACGAGUACAUGAAGCUGGUCGGUCAGCGGUACCUGAUCGACACACUCGGGGAUUUCAUCACACGACUGUACUCCUCAGUCGAGAACUGUGAAGUUGAUCCUCGUAAAUGUCCCGCCGCUGAGCUGACGAGCAACCAGCAGCACCUGAGGGAAACCUGCGAGGAGGUCGUGCAGAAGAUCGUUGGGCUCCACGGACCUUUUCCUGAGGAACUCAACAAGAUCUUCUCYAGCUGGGGGGAGUUGUGUGAAGACCAGGGCAGAGCAGAAAUCGGCCAGCGGCUCAUCUCUGCUUCCCUCUUUCUUCGCUUCUUGUGUCCUGCUGUUCUCAGUCCUUCUCUUUUUGGUUUGAUGCAACCUUAUCCAGAGCCCAACACACUCCGGACCCUGACCCUGACCGCCAAAGUCAUCCAGAACCUGGCCAACUUCACCCUGUUUGGAGAGAAGGAAGAGUAUAUGCUGUUUAUGAAUGAAUUCCUGCAGCAGCACUGGGAUGGAAUGAGGUCUUUUCUCCAGACUGUUUCCAAUCGGGACACAGAAAUCUCAAUGACGUCCUUCGACGGAUACGUAGACCUGCCUCUGCGUUUAGCUGUGCUGCACGGUCUGCUGGUGGACAUUAUUCAUAAGAAAGACCAGGAAACAAUAAACAAGCUGCACCCGCUGCCCUCCGUACUCAACCAGAUUACAGAGGUGCUCGGACCUGAAGUGCCUCAGAUCACCAUAAACAGCCGAACAGAACAAACCAAACCGAUCUACGUUCCUCCCAAAGACCUGGGAAAGUACAGCCCCCUUCAGUCCUCCAUGCAGAAGCUGCCUGUGGACUCCAGAGGCCUUCGAGACAAUGAUGCCAGGACUCAUAGGAGCAUGAGAAAGGGGAAGCCUCUCGCCAGAACCCAGAGCGCUCCACACAGACAACCUGCACACGCCAAGCAUGUCCUGAAGAGGCAGCAGAGCUCCGAAGCUCUGCCGACCGCCGACCUCCAGCAGCAGGAGCAGGAGAUGGAGCCCAACCAGCCCAUCAUCACGCCCCCGGAUACCGGCAGAAGCAUCAAGCGUCCACCUGCACCAGUUCCAUGGAUUAUUGUGAACCCCAACAGGGAGUCGUGUGAGAUGAAGACAGCGAACGAGCAGUUCAGCGUGUUGGACAGACACGCCCAGGAGCUGUCCGAGCUCCGGCUGGGGAUCGAGCAGGUGACGGAUCGGGAGCUGGAAAUGGCCAAGCGCCUGGAGGACUUCAUCAACCAGAGCCAGGACCAGAACGCCAUGCUGCAAGCUGAGGUGGUUGAGCUUAGAAACGUGCUGGCGUUACGAGACGAGCAGCUCGCCAGCGCYACCUUCAGGCUGGGUGUGAUCGAGGAGGAAAGGGAGGAAGAUGAGAGGAAGCUCAGCGUUGCUCUUGCAGCAGCUGAAAGAGUCAAUGUGCUGGAGGAGCAGUUCGCCGGCCUGCUGAGGGACAUUCAGCACCUGAACGAGGCCGUCAGCAGCAGUCAGAACAAAACCCCGCCUCCUGACCAGCCUCACAUCAACAGCAACUGAGCUCCGACACAGAGAAAGAAUUCAGCUGCCGUUUCGUAACGAUGCACAUAAAUAUAUUUAGUUUGUGAAACCUACAGGAUUUAUCUGCAUUUCCAUGUCUUUGUAUCUCAACUUUAAUCAAUAAAAAAGGUUGAUUAUUA
This is a messenger RNA of Austrofundulus limnaeus, 3710 nucleotides long. It is a transcript of the gene rasal3, whose product is annotated as RAS protein activator like 3. Gene Ontology annotation, biological process: regulation of GTPase activity. Lineage: Eukaryota; Metazoa; Chordata; Actinopteri; Cyprinodontiformes; Rivulidae. The record is from RefSeq and is a predicted model, not a curated record.